Messenger RNA from Mixia osmundae IAM 14324, 477 nucleotides. RefSeq lists its product as uncharacterized. The coding region runs from base 1 to 477 and encodes 158 amino acids. The transcript is spliced from 6 exons. The record is from RefSeq and is a predicted model, not a curated record. NCBI's taxonomy places the organism in Eukaryota, Fungi, Basidiomycota, Mixiomycetes, Mixiales, Mixiaceae.
AUGAGGCUCACCGCGUCUAUGCUCGUGGCGUUCGUCUGCAUUGUCGUAGCUCGUCCCCAGGACAUCUCGGACAUCGAUUGCGAUACCUAUGCGAACGAGCAAUUGUGCUUAGCUCACAACGGCUGCGGAUGGAACCCGGCCGAUGUACAUUCGACGGUGCCCUACUUCGUCACCACAAUAGAUACAGCUUCGUCCCACUCCGACCUCUGCGCUCCUGCAACAGUGGUGCGUAGCCCGGAUCAACAUCUCGCCCCUCGAUCGCAAAAGUUCAACGCCAUCCAUGACUUUGGCAUCGCGCAAACACCCCGCGCACAAGACAGAAUGAAGUUCAAGCCGUUCAUGGUGGUUUACGCUUUCCUUGUCAUGUCAGCCGCAGCUCAAACGUAUCCCUGCAGCGCUUACACAAACGGAGCAUCGUGUCUCUACGCCGGCUGCAAGUUUUACCCUGCUAAUGGCGCAUGCGUUCCCAAGCCCUAG